AUGGAACGAAGGCCUCUGGACCAACCUGUAUCAGACAGAAAAUGACCAAAUCGUUCCCCAAAUCAUUAUCCACAUGUUGACAAUAACACAUAUGAUAUGAUUUUCCACUAUAAAAAAGUCUAUGUAGCCCCAAACCUAAGAAGCUUCACUCAUUGCAACAAUGGCGCCCAACACCAACAGUGUCCUCCUCUUCCUCACCCUCUCCCUCUUCCUCUCUCUCGCUUUCUCCGACGACCCCGAUUGCGUUUACACAAUUUACGUUAGAACCGGGUCAAUCAUCAAGGGUGGGACUGAUUCCAGCAUCAGCGUGAGGCUCUACGACGGCAACGGCUACGGCAUCGAGAUCAGGAACCUGAAAACAUGGGGAGGGUUGAUGGGAUCCGACUACGACUACUUCGAGAGGGGCAAUCUCGAUAUUUUCAGCGGCCGCGGACCCUGCCUCACCGCCCCUAUCUGCGCCCUCAACCUCACCUCCGACGGCUACGGAUCCGGCCACGGUUGGUACGUCAACUACCUCGAGGUGACGUCCAUGGGGGCUCACAUACCUUGCAGCCAGCAGCUGUUCACGAUCGAGCAGUGGCUCGCCACCGAUACGUCGCCGUACGAGCUCACAGCCAUCAGGAACUACUGUAAUUCCAACGACGCCGUCGAGGAGAAGAUCCGAUCCGGUUCCGGUGGUUUGGUUUCAUCUGUUUAGUUAGUGUCCGGAAAAUGAGGUGUGUGAUGACGUUUGUUAUGGUAAUGAUGAGUUAGAGCAUAAUAUCACUGUUGUGCUUGUUAUCGGAAUCCAUGGUUAUUCAGUUGAGCGGUUAUGUACAAGUGUUUAAGGCUUUGUUUUGCCAAAUAAAUUAUGGGGUUUCUUCUCUUC
Fragaria vesca subsp. vesca is the source of this 868-nucleotide messenger RNA. RefSeq names its product lipoxygenase homology domain-containing protein 1-like. The coding region runs from base 161 to 697 and encodes 178 amino acids. The record is from RefSeq and is a predicted model, not a curated record. Gene Ontology annotation, molecular function: protein binding. Lineage: Eukaryota; Viridiplantae; Streptophyta; Magnoliopsida; Rosales; Rosaceae. The transcript is spliced from 2 exons.